UAGGUUUGUUAUUACAGCAGCAGUUGUGACAUUUAACCAACUCUAGUUAAAUGCUGUUGUCUGGUCUAAAUUUGUGGUCACUGUGUUAAAACCAGUUUCCUGACGGCCUCCGUUCAAGUGUUUAAAAGUGCUAGCUUACCCAGCAUUUUCAUUAACUAGCUAAAAAACCUAAAAGAAAGUAUUCUCGUAAUGGCACGGGAGUUUAAGAGUUGGUCUUUUUGGCGGGCAGUAUUGGCCGAGUUUGUCGGGAUGACGCUUUUUAUUUUCAUCGGUAUCGCCUCCGCUAUCGGUAACAAGCAUAACAAAUUUCCUGACCAAGAGGUUAAAGUAGCUUUAGCUUUUGGUCUGGCCAUUGCAACACUGGCUCAGAGUUUGGGGCACAUCAGUGGAGCCCACCUGAACCCAGCUGUUACCGUAGGACUGUUAGUUAGCUGUCAGAUCAGCUUCUUCAGGGCCAUCAUGUAUAUUGUUGCUCAGAUGUUAGGGGCUGUUGUGGCAAGUGGCAUCAUGUUCAAAGUUAGCCCGGACCCUGAAUCAACACUGGGGCUCAAUAUGGUGAGUCACGGCGUAAAAACAGGUCAGGCGUUUGCCAUUGAGCUUUUUGCAACAUUUCAGCUGGUCCUCUGUGUGUUGGCCACAACAGAUAAGCGUCGAACCGAUGUUAUGGGCUCUGCACCUCUUGCCAUCGGGCUAUCGGUUGGUUUGGGACACCUGGUAGCUAUCAGUUACACCGGGUGCGGUAUCAAUCCUGCUCGAUCUUUCGGACCAGCUGUUGUUCUUGAAGCAUUCAAAAACCAGUGGAUAUACUGGAUUGCCCCCCUGACCGGAGGGGUGGCUGCUGCCCUUGUAUACGACUUCUUGCUGUACCCAAAGAAGGAAGGGUUUGGCAGGCGCAUGAAUGUUCUGAAAAGUGGCGAAGAACCGGAAACCUCUGCGACUGAACCCCUUAUCGAACCAAGAACCCCCAGAUCUGGUUCUGGUCAGUGGCCCAGGCCAUGAGAUGUGAUGAGUCUUGAGGUCUAGGAGAUGAGUGACACAUUAAUCACAAUAAUUUGCUCUUAAAAUUGGAUGUUUAACGGUAAUUGUCAUUAAGUCUGUUGUAAGGUAAACAUCAGGCCAUUGUCUUACAACAAACAAACAAAUAAAGGAAGGAAAGGAAUUCCAGCUGUGAUUUUAUCGCACUUACCUGACCUUCAAGCUCA
Misgurnus anguillicaudatus (oriental weatherfish) is the source of this 1202-nucleotide messenger RNA. It is a transcript of the gene aqp1a.2, whose product is annotated as aquaporin 1a (Colton blood group), tandem duplicate 2. The record is from RefSeq and is a predicted model, not a curated record. Gene Ontology annotation, cellular component: membrane. Gene Ontology annotation, biological process: renal water transport; hyperosmotic response; carbon dioxide transmembrane transport. Lineage: Eukaryota; Metazoa; Chordata; Actinopteri; Cypriniformes; Cobitidae. Gene Ontology annotation, molecular function: ammonium channel activity; carbon dioxide transmembrane transporter activity; glycerol transmembrane transporter activity.